This is a messenger RNA of Neltuma alba, 1456 nucleotides long. RefSeq names its product tRNA (guanine-N(7)-)-methyltransferase non-catalytic subunit wdr4. The record is from RefSeq and is a predicted model, not a curated record. Gene Ontology annotation, molecular function: protein binding. Gene Ontology annotation, biological process: RNA (guanine-N7)-methylation; tRNA modification. Gene Ontology annotation, cellular component: cytosol; nucleus; tRNA methyltransferase complex. NCBI's taxonomy places the organism in Eukaryota, Viridiplantae, Streptophyta, Magnoliopsida, Fabales, Fabaceae.
AAAAAAUCAGACGGCAGGAACGAAAAAAACAAGAGAUACCUUGGAACUUUGAAUUUGGCUGCUGAAACCGCUAAACCCUAACCAGUAUCGUACAAUGGAAGAGGGGGAAGCCAACAAAGAAAUCGAAGUCGCUCCAGCACUGAUUUCAGUUCACCCAUCCCAGAAAUUUGUUGCCGUUGCCGUUGGACCAAGCUUCCGUGUAUUCGACCUUCAUGCGGGUUCUGCGGCUUCAUUGAUUGACGACUCCGGUGUCCCCUUCCAUAAAGUUAUAAGAGCUAUUCGAUUUGGUUCAAAAGGGAGGCUCUUUGUAUCCGCGGGAGAUGACAAAACUGUCAAAAUAUGGUCAACUGAAAAUUGGCGCUGCAUUUUUGUCCUCAGAAAGAGAGUUAGUGCAGUCGCUAUAAGCAAUGAUGGUUCAUAUGUGUUCGCUGACAAAUUUGGUGUUGUCUUGUGGAUGGAUCUGGAUAUGAUGCAACCCCACUUCUUUCUCAUUAUUGUAGUAAUCCUCACUAAUUUGGUAUUUUCACCUGAUGGUCGAUUCAUUGUUAGUGCUGAUCGGGAUUUCAAGAUCCGUGUCACUAUUUUUCCCAGCGAACCUUUAAGUGGAGCUCAUGAGAUACAGAGCUUCUGUCUUGGUCAUUCAGAGUUGUUUUCCUGCAUUGCCUUUGUUCAUGAUCAGGAUUGGCCUCGAGGCCUUCUCAUUUCUGGUAGUGGUGAUUCAACGGUCCGUUUGUGGGACACUUCAUCUGGAGCACUCCUGGAUACCUGUGAGGUUGCAGCUAAGGCAGGAGUUAUAGAGUCUAAUGAUGAAUCAGAGGAGCAUGCCUAUCCUGUGACUGACUUAUGCACUGUCAUGGAUGGGUCGCUUGUUGCAGUGGCCCUUCAGAGCUUGCAAGGAAUAAUAUUGCUGAGGUGCAACCUUUCUGCUCGAACGCUUUCUGUCGCCAAGGUUAUAUCUAUUGCAGAAGAGGCGUUUGUCCCUACCAGCUUGGGAACCAGCUCAUGUACUGGGAUAUUGUGGAUGGUAACGGGUGUAUCUAGCCUACCGGGUUUUAGCCAUCCCGCAUUGGCUCGUGUUCGGGUAAUUUCUGGUUUCGAUGUUGGACAAGACCCAGCCGUUGUUGAAGAUGAAAAGAUCCCUGGGGGCGAGACGUUGCUGGAAACAUUGCAGGGGAGCACAUCGUUUGAUGAGAAUGCUUUCUUGGCAGCUGCUGAAGCCGUCAAGACCGCAAUGUGCAAUCUAAUGAUUAAAAAGCAAUACUCUACAGAGAAUAGAGAAUCUAGGAAGAGGACCAGAAAUGAUAGAAAAUUAAAAACCCAGCGUAGUUAACCUAGGCUUAUGGUACUUUCUCCUUGUUACACGGAUAUGCUUGGCAGCCCUGCCAAGUUUGUUCCAAACUUCCAAUCUCCAGCCUCUUUAAAAGUUGUGUUUGUGAUCAAGUUUUGUUUAGUCUAA